CGACCAAGUACGGAAGAACUUGGGCUGUGACACUCGCCGGCUCGUCUCUCGUCUUCAAUUGAAAAGAGACAGGGUAACUACAAACGUCCACAGGAUCACUAUCACUCCACCACUGUCAAGAUAGGUCGAAAACACCGGCGUCGCCACUCCAAACGGCAAGGCUUUCACUCCAAACGAGACAAGAUGGGUCAGGAAAACUCGCACGAGCAGAUCGAUCCCAGCACACCUCCUCGAACCCUCUCAGCACGGUCUCUCGAAGCAGUCGCGGAGUACAUCAAAGAUGGAAGGCCAAAGCGAAUCGUGGUGAUGACCGGAGCUGGAGUCUCGACCUCGGCCGGCAUUCCAGACUUUCGAUCACCUGACACGGGACUCUAUGCCAACCUUGCAAGGCUCGAUCUACCAUAUGCGGAGGCGGUAUUUGAUAUUUCGUACUUCAGACAAAAUCCGGAUCCGUUCUAUGUGCUGGCGAAGGAGCUGUACCCUGGCAAAUUCUACCCCACCAUCGCGCACUCGUUCGUCGCCUUGCUGAACGAGAAGUCUAUGCUUCAGAUGCUGUUUACUCAGAAUAUCGAUUGCUUGGAGCGAAAGGCUGGCGUGCCAGGUGACAAGAUUGUGGAGGCGCACGGAAGCUUUGCGACACAGAGAUGCAUCGACUGCAAGACCGAGUAUCCUGACAAUUUGAUGAUACAGGCUGUCGAGGGUGGCGAGGUCCCGCACUGCACCGUCCCGCAGUGCAACGGCCUCGUAAAGCCAGAUAUUGUAUUCUUCGGCGAGGCACUUCCAGAAGCUUUCUUUCAGAAUAGACAUGUUCCCGCGAUGGCAGAUUUGGUGAUCGUGAUGGGAACUAGCUUGAGCGUCCAGCCGUUUGCGAGCUUGCCACAGUUUGCAUCAGAAGCAAUUCCGCGGGUACUGAUUAACAAAGAGAUAGUUGGUGAUUUUGGGAGUCGACCGGACGAUGUGGUGGUCCUCGGAGACUGUGAUGAAGGCGUUAAAAAGCUGGCAGAUGCGUUAGGAUGGAGAGAUGAACUCGAAUCGAUGUGGCUGGAGGUUGGUGGGAAAGUCAAGGAGAAAGAGGCUGCGAGAUUACGAGAGCAGAGACAGGCUAUGUCACAGGACGAGAUACUGGAGGCUGAGAUUGAGAAGUUGACUGGAGAGGUUGAUGCUGCGUUGAGGAUGUCGAAGGAUCAUGAAGAGAGGGUCAUCACUCAGUUGGAAAAGUCAUCAAGUAGCGACAUCUCAACUUCAGCUGCUCCGGCGAGUUUGGAUGAUAUACCAAGCGGGACAAUUAUGACAAAGGAGGAAUCAAAGGAUCAUUUGUCUUCAGGACAAUCAACAGCAUCUUCCGAGGUCCCCACGAAGAGUGAAGGCGGGUGGAGAGAGCCUCCUUCAACCCCAGCAGUUGGCGAGAAUACACCUCCAGCAGCCGAGAAAGUCAACAAAGAGCUACCGUCCGCAUCCCCUCAAGUCGACAGCAAAGCAAUUAUUGAUGUUACCUUACCACACCAAAGACCAAAUACAUUGGUUCCCGAAUCAGAAAGUGACCAAAACAAGAAACCCUCUCGGAUAUGAAGCACCGCAGCACCUGGUUAGAAGAACGAAAUAGGUUGGCGAAGGCACGAAUUAUCACAAUUUGAACCCAACUUGAUUUGCGCUGCUUGAUUGGAAUCAGCCACCAUGCCAGUGGAAAUUCCCGCCCCUCUCAGAAUUAUUAGAAACGGGAUGUUGCGGGCAGGUGUAGGUCGAAAACGCCGGGCUUACCCCAUGGGGUGUCAGCAAAUGUACAGUUCCAAGCUGGACCAUGACUAGCUUAGAUAGUCUUUAUAGACUUAAUUGUCAGCC
Molecule: messenger RNA, 1839 nt
Organism: Hyaloscypha bicolor E
Lineage: Eukaryota; Fungi; Ascomycota; Leotiomycetes; Helotiales; Hyaloscyphaceae
Product: NAD-dependent deacetylase sirtuin-2
Exons: 1
Coding region: 184-1569 (461 amino acids)
Molecular function (GO): NAD+ binding
Source: RefSeq, a predicted model, not a curated record